AUGUUGAUCAAAGGCAUCCGACGCCUUGCUUUCUUUGUUGGCCCGUUGCUGCUUUUAAUUGUCGUCGCCGUUCUCCUGUAUGGCAGUGGGGAUAAUAUCCCGCUUUUGGGCGACACCAGCUGGACGGCGAACAAAUUGACCGAGGGCGCGCCUGGCACAAAGUCAAGGUCAUCGCUUCAAGACUCAUUCUUGCUUGGCAGCCCUUCCAAGAGCGCGGGUAAGAACAACCAGUCCAGUGUCUCGCACACACAUACCGAGGUCUUUUCGGUUACGACCUAUAAUGGAAAAUACUUUCCCAUCAAAUUUGGCGAUGAAGAGGCCAUCAACCCCAGUAUCAUCCCACAUCCGACACGGAACGAUACCUGGAUCAUUGUCGCGCAACAAGGGAAAAGCCCGGAGGACCAAAGUUCACUCUGGUUCACCGAGUUGGUGUGCGACGCGCAGUUCCAAAAGGGUCGGCUGGAGUGUCUCAAACCACCCAAAAUCUUGCCGAUAGCUGCAACACUUUCAGGCGACAAGUGUACAGGUGAUUUGUCGUAUUUUGCACUCAAUGUUGGCCCCCACGAUGCUCGCGUGUUUUAUGGGCCCAACGCUCCGUACGCAAUUUAUGGUUCAAACUCGGCCCUCACUUGCUUCGGCCAGUGGAUCCAGGACUUUCGAAUGCUGGUCGACUGGAAAGGAGAAACAGUCUUUGCGGGAAACCCGUACCGACUGGGGACAGAGCUACAAAGACCCCCUCCGUACGGGUUGGUCGAGAAAAACUGGUUUGUCUUCUGGGACAAUCUGGGCGAUGCGUAUGUCCAUUACGACGUUGCACCGACGCGGGUCUUUGCCAAACUUGAGUAUGACGGGUCGGUCGGUCAAGAUCUGGCACCUCUUGCUGCGUUUAAUGAUGAGCAAUGCAUGUCAAAGUAUAUGCCCAAGGUUGCCGAGCAACUCGAGUCAAUCCACCAGGCCACAAACUCUCUCUCCAUUACCUUGUGUGAGCGAUCCGACCCAGGCUGCGAACCCAACGACGCCAACACUUACAUCUUGACCAUUUUCCAACAUAAAAGCUUUUACUCCUAUCACAGUGUGUACGAGCCUUAUGUCAUGCUUUUCAAGCGAACCGCUCCAUUUGAGGUGCAUGCUAUCUCGUCCAAGCCGAUUUGGAUCCACGGCCGGGGAAAGGCUGGAGAAGCCGAAAGACCGGAGGGUGCGGAAUUCCAGCAGUUGGCUGAGUGGAACCAGACGGAAAUGGUUUAUGUCACUUCCAUCACUUGGAAAGCGCACGGCCAGAAAUAUCAUGGGUACAGGGAUGAUGUAUUGUUCCUGAACUUUGGCAUUGAGGACAAAAGGACUGGUGGAAUUGAUAUUAUUGCUGGUGAUCUGCUCAAAGACGUCAACCUUUGUGCGUUUUGA
Messenger RNA from Exophiala dermatitidis NIH/UT8656, 1401 nucleotides. RefSeq lists its product as uncharacterized. The transcript has a single exon. The coding region runs from base 1 to 1401 and encodes 466 amino acids. The record is from RefSeq and is a predicted model, not a curated record. Lineage: Eukaryota; Fungi; Ascomycota; Eurotiomycetes; Chaetothyriales; Herpotrichiellaceae.